Molecule: messenger RNA, 1732 nt
Organism: Humulus lupulus (European hop)
Lineage: Eukaryota; Viridiplantae; Streptophyta; Magnoliopsida; Rosales; Cannabaceae
Product: calcium uniporter protein 4, mitochondrial
Exons: 2
Coding region: 380-1408 (342 amino acids)
Biological process (GO): mitochondrial calcium ion homeostasis; calcium import into the mitochondrion
Cellular component (GO): uniplex complex; mitochondrial inner membrane
Molecular function (GO): calcium channel activity; uniporter activity
Source: RefSeq, a predicted model, not a curated record
AAUAAUUAAAUAAAAAUAAAUUAGGACAUUAUUUUAUGUUAUUUUUACUUCUCACGGUUACAUCCCGUAAUUUAUACAGAUUUUUUUUAUUUACUCUUGAAAAAGUAGAUUCCUUUUUCUCACGAAAGAUUCCAUGCCAUUUUAAUUCCAAGAAAACAAAAAAACAACCGCAAGAAAAUUUUAAUUUAUUGAAUUUUAUUUUAAAAAUAAAAAUAUAGAAAGAAGACAAUAAUGCAGACAGGCGUCAGCCUUGGAGAUUCUGCUCUACGAUAGUAGUUCCUCUCACCUCGGACCUUAUAUAUAUAUAUAUAUAUGAGCGACUCUUCUCCGUUAUUCUAACAUCAAACCCUUAACGACAAAAACUCUCUACUUUUCAUCAAUGGCGCUCCGGAAAAUGCUAGCAAAGCGUCUGUUAGACGGCCGCAGAGUCACGUCACAGUCACUCACUCCAGAAAUCUCUCUCUCGAUCAACACCAUCGUUCCCGUAAACGACGUCAGCAACGCCAAAUGCCACCGGGAAUACGUGACGUCGCCGGAUUCAGCAGAGAAAGGAUUUUUCCGGCGGUUCUUUCACAGGCGAGCCCCUGAUAAAUCAGCCACUCGGCUGCAUGAAUUUCUGUCCUUGCCCGUCGGCGAGAAACUACGGGAGAAGCUGAGAGGAACCAACAUUACCAGCGAUCGCAUCCGACUCGAUUGUCUGAGUCCUCCUGCGCCAGAACUCACCGCCGUCGAUUCUGUUUUCGGCUUAUCGGUAUCGGACGCUAAGAAGAUCUUACGGCUUGCACAUGUCGAGAAGCUGAAAUCAAAGCUCAGAGCGAUCCCGGAGAGCUCGAUUUCCUACUCUGAGUUCUUUCGAAUCUGCGUUGAAGGUUGUGAGAACGAAAAUCAAGGAGCGGAGUUCGCAAAGACGUUAGACGAAACUGGAAACGUCAUCGUUUUGGGAAACGUCGUUUUCCUUCGACCAGAACAGGUGGCGAAAUCUAUGGAGGCCAUAAUUUGUCAGAGUGUAGCCAAUCCAAACGAUCCAAGAAGAAAGGCACUGGAGGAAAUGGAGAAACAAAAAUCCAUGAUCGACCAGAAAGCAAGAGAAUUGGUCCAGGGUGAGCUCUAUAUUGGGCUGGGCUUGGUACUGGCCCAAACGCUGGCAGCCAUGAGACUAACCUUUUGGGAGCUGAGUUGGGACGUGAUGGAGCCCAUAUGCUUCUUUGUGACAUCGAUCCAUUUCGCCUUGGGCUACGGCUUCUUCCUCCGGACCUCGACGGAGCCCACUUUCCAGGGCUACUUCCACCGCCGCUUUCUCGCCAAGCAAAAACGCCUCAUGGAGAUUCAUAGCUUUGAUAUGCAAAAGUACAACCAGCUUUGCAAAGCGUUUUACCCAACGACGGCGUCGUUUCACGGCCUUGAAUAGGCCUUUCUCGGUUCUAUUACUUGUAAAGUAAUCAUCGUUGAAAGAAGAGUAGGGUACAUAGUUGAAGAACGUACGAACAUGUAGAGUAGAGUAUGGUAAAAUUUUGGGUAAAUUGGAGUUGUAGGGUAAAAAAGGUUUAUGUAUAUAUAACUGUAAAAUUUGUAUAGUUUGGUCAGUAGAGUAAUGGACUGGUUAAGUUCAGUUUGGGCCACAGUUUAGUUUUAAUAGAGUGAUCUGACCUGGAAGACCUGGCCGUUGGCUGGAGUCUGGUGUUUAGACCAUUUCCUUUAAAAAAAAAUUAAAUAAAUGACAGUUUUGUUCAAA